AUGAUGACGUGCCGUCUGCUGUGCGCCCUGUUGGUGCUCGCCCUGUGCUGCUGCCCGUCCGUGUGCGUGACAGCGACUGGUGAAGAUCAAAAUAUGGUUAGCUCCAAUUUAUCGCCUGCUUCGCCAGCAGGAGCAGGUGUUCCGGGGUUACCAAAUACUUCCACGACGUCAAGUUCAACGGUUAUGACCGUUACGUUACCGGGACCCGAAAAUCAGGACGGUGAGGAACAAGCAUCAGACACGAGGAGUGUUACCGGAAAAGGGACAAGUGGAGUGGCCGGUACGUCAGGGAUUACGGGGGACAGUGCGGAACAGCCACGAAUUGAGAACCAUAAAUCACAAGGAACAAGUUCGGAGAACGAUACGGUACAAAAACCAGGUGAGGAAAAGACAUCAGGUACGACGCGCGAUACCGUACAAGAGACAGGCACGGGACCCGUUCCGCCAAAAUCUCCAGAUACAGCAACUCUGGAGUCUAUUACAAAAGAGGGACCAGGUCUGGGCACCGGUGGGUCAGGGUCGUCAGGUGGGUCGGUUAACCCAACUACAUCGUCAAGUUCCGUGACCGCUUCUGUACCGGCACAAAGUAAGAAGGAACAUGCGCCAACCACAACAACCACUACUACGACAAAAGCACCAACUACCACCACCACUACGACUACGGAGGCGCCAACCACAACGACCACCCGCGCACCGUCACGUCUUCGCGAAAUCGACGGCAGCCUCAGCAGCUCUGCGUGGGUGUGUGCCCCGCUGCUGCUCGCCGUAUCCGCGCUGGCGUACACCACUCUGGGCUGA
Molecule: messenger RNA, 798 nt
Organism: Trypanosoma cruzi
Lineage: Eukaryota; Euglenozoa; Kinetoplastea; Trypanosomatida; Trypanosomatidae
Product: mucin TcMUCII, putative
Exons: 1
Coding region: 1-798 (265 amino acids)
Source: RefSeq, a predicted model, not a curated record